CCACCUCUCAGCGCCCUCGGCCUUUUUCCCCGCCCCCUCCUCCUCCCGCGAUUGGCCAAGGUGUCGUGGGAUCGGGUAGUAAUUGGUUCCCGUAGACAUCAGCCCGCCUUGUUCCGUGCGGCGCGGCCUGGAGGGAAUUCCGAGUCCCUGGAGCUGCGGCAGCGGCGGCGGAAGUGACCGGAGCAGUCCCGCUUCUGUCCCCGCCCCGGCGCGGCCGGCACCAUGCUGCCCUUAUCCUUAUUGAAGACAGCCCAGAAUCACCCCAUGUUGGUAGAGCUAAAAAAUGGUGAAACCUACAAUGGGCACCUUGUGAGCUGUGAUAACUGGAUGAACAUCAAUUUGAGAGAGGUCAUAUGUACAUCCCGGGAUGGCGAUAAGUUUUGGCGCAUGCCUGAAUGUUACAUCCGAGGCAGUACCAUUAAAUACCUGCGGAUUCCUGACGAGAUUAUUGACAUGGUAAAAGAAGAGGUGGUGUCCAAGGGCAGGGGCCGUGGUGGCGUGCAGCAGCAAAAGCAACAGAAGGGGCGUGGUGCAGGUGGAGCUGGCCGAGGUGUGUUUGGAGGUCGAGGCCGAGGGGGCAUUCCUGGUAGCGGAAGAGGACAGCAGGAGAAGAAGCCAGGCCGGCAGGCCGGGAAGCAGUGAGGGCGUGAUCAUGUCCCGGCCUUGGCAGAGACUUUGACGGGAAGACCCUUUGCUGCUACCUUGUACCUGCCUUCAUGACUUGAUGUCCUGUUUCUAAUUUUUGGUUAAUGAAUCUGUUUUUAAAAAAAAAAAAAAAAAAGUAAAAAAGAAAGUUGGAGGCUGGGAAGGUGUUGGGGAAGAAUCCUAUGAAUCAUGUUUUUUGUAAUCCUUUGAAAUCCUCUUAUUUAGCUAAAGUUUGAGUAGUCAUUGUCUUACUUGUUUUAGCCACCAUUUUAGAAUUAGAAACUUCGAGGGCUUUUCAGCUUUUUGAAAUCCUUGGUUCCUGGAGACUUGAUUCCUAGAAAAAGUUCAAUACCAUUUCAUUUGAAAGACUGAGCCCUUUUAAAGUACAGCUGAAUAUGGUGGUCUUUGUUCCCGAUUUAAGGGCAUUUCGAGAGUGAUUUUCAUUUGCUGCCAUGUGUCUUGUGAUGUUUGCUUUAAGAUUUGGGCAUUUCUGACACAUGGCAGGUUUUUUCCUUCAAAGUUACAAGCCCUGAAACCAUCAGGGAGGUAUUUCCUUUAAGUCUGUUCCCCAACGUUUUUGCUUCUCCUUUUUUUAAAAAAAAAUUUUUUUUUUAACUGAAAAUAGAGGUUGGAACUUGUUUCAGGGAAUAAUUAUUGGAAGUUUUCCUGUUCUUUUCCCAGUAUUUGUUUUGGGGAAACCACUUUAGUUUGUGUGACUGAAAUAAAAAUAAUACAACAAUAA
Molecule: messenger RNA, 1387 nt
Organism: Sarcophilus harrisii (Tasmanian devil)
Lineage: Eukaryota; Metazoa; Chordata; Mammalia; Dasyuromorphia; Dasyuridae
Gene: LSM4
Product: LSM4 homolog, U6 small nuclear RNA and mRNA degradation associated
Exons: 5
Coding region: 223-642 (139 amino acids)
Biological process (GO): nuclear-transcribed mRNA catabolic process; mRNA splicing, via spliceosome; P-body assembly
Cellular component (GO): U6 snRNP; spliceosomal tri-snRNP complex; P-body
Molecular function (GO): U6 snRNA binding
Source: RefSeq, a predicted model, not a curated record